AUGCUCGUUUUACUCGUUCAAUACAUUAUCCGCGGCUGCGCAGCCACUAUAACCAGCACCACAAAUGCACAAGAUCUCAGUCAAUUCUCGCGGGGCCCCGAAUUGUGCCCAGGGAAGAUAGCAUGGCCCCAAGUGCCGUCGCCCAUCUCGUGCGACGACCCUGCGUGCCGAGGCAUUUCCUGGGCAGUACCUCCGUAUCGCUGCCGUCAACACGACGGCGUGAUGUUUGGGAUCGAAGUGUUUGGCUGCCCCUGCUGUCCGCGCCUGGUUGAUUGCGACGACCCAAAUUGUGCCGGCAGCCCCCACGACGAGAUAUGUCAGUCGGAACUCCUUGCCGACUGUGUUUGUGCAUUAUCCAGGCGAAGAGCGCCGGUCCCUCCCACAAGUACGCCAUUCGACGCUGCUGCUGCGCAAGUGGAAGACGUUUUGGCAGAUCUUACUGUGGACGAACCACUGAACAACGACAUUGGAGCGAUAAUACCGAGUGGCAGGAAUUGUCCACGCGAUCCUCCAGUUAAGUGUCUUGAUCCCCAAUGCCGCGGAUCAGACGAUUGGAAGACCGAGACGUCAUUGACCCCACGAUGCAAUCGGGCGGAUGGCAAGCUUGUCAUAGAUGGCACCGAAACAGCCCUGCACGGUUGUCCCUGCUGUCCUGAAUAUAUCGCCUGCAGCUCCACCGACUGCUAUGGAGGUGCAAAUCAGGCUUGCACUUCUGUCCCCUUAUACGGGUGUUUCUGCGACUGGCCCGGCCGCGGACCUCAACUCACUGCCUGGCAACCUGCCUUCUCGGCCGGCGACGAACCUGACGUUUACAUCUACGACGCCGACGCAUUUCUUGACGGCCCAGAUUAUCAUCCUCUCGGCGGCCAGCGUUUACCCACCACUGCAGUCUCCUCCACAGCUAGUUCGAGCAUGCUUAUUGAGGCCACACCUCUUCCAACCCAAGGGAGCAUCGCGCCGGCUAUCCCGCAAAAUUUUACGUGGAUGGAUUUGCUGUCAAGGAGACAAGAAGCCUUCAGCUUAUCACGGAAUGGCAGUGUGUUCGUGAUACCCGACCAUUUCAAACACACGUAA
Messenger RNA from Hyaloscypha bicolor E, 1074 nucleotides. RefSeq lists its product as uncharacterized. Bases 1 to 1074 code for a protein of 357 amino acids. NCBI's taxonomy places the organism in Eukaryota, Fungi, Ascomycota, Leotiomycetes, Helotiales, Hyaloscyphaceae. The transcript has a single exon. The record is from RefSeq and is a predicted model, not a curated record.